Molecule: messenger RNA, 4017 nt
Organism: Hypanus sabinus (Atlantic stingray)
Lineage: Eukaryota; Metazoa; Chordata; Chondrichthyes; Myliobatiformes; Dasyatidae
Gene: scai
Product: suppressor of cancer cell invasion
Exons: 17
Coding region: 347-2047 (566 amino acids)
Biological process (GO): DNA-templated transcription
Cellular component (GO): nucleus
Molecular function (GO): transcription corepressor activity
Source: RefSeq, a predicted model, not a curated record
UCAAGCUAGUGCGAGCAGCGCGUAAUAAGAGGCGGUCGGGCUUUAUGGUAGUCGCGCGGGCUUGGCGGUUGAUAUUGGCGGCGCUUGGGGUGAAAUAAACGGCGUGAUCUUGGUGCUCGACCUCCCGAGGCAGUGCGCACCGACGGAAGGGGCGAAGGGCGGAACAGAGCCGGAGACCGAGCCCCGUUGUGCCGAACCCCCAGGUGGAGACGAGUGGGGAGGGGGUGCGGUGGGCUUCUAAGGGCAGCCGGUUCAAGCCUGUCGUGUGGUGAACGGUCGGCUGUCCGGUCCGUGCCGGGGGUAGGCCGCGGGCCGGCGCGUGUGAGUAUUGAAACUGGAAGGAGCCAUGACAGCAGGAGGGGGAACUGAUGAUGAUAUUCCACUGGGAGAGAGGAAGACUGUUACUGAUUUUUGCUACCUACUUGAUAAAUCAAAACAGCUCUUCAAUGGCUUAAGGGAUUUACCUCAAUAUGGGCAAAAGCAGUGGCAGUCAUAUUUUGGGCGGACUUUUGAUGUUUACACCAAGUUGUGGAAAUUUCAGCAGCAGCACAGGCAAAUCCUGGAUAACAGGUAUGGCUUGAAGCGGUGGCAAAUUGGAGAAAUUGCAUCGAAAAUCGGACAACUCUACUACCAUUAUUACUUGCGUACUUCUGAGACCAGUUAUCUUAAUGAAGCAUUUUCCUUCUACUCUGCAAUUAGGCAAAGGGCCUAUUAUUCCCAGGUCACCAAGGAAGAUCGGCCUGAGCUUGUAGUUAAAAAGCUACGGUAUUAUGCUCGAUAUAUAGUAGUUUGUCUGCUGCUUAACAAAAUGGACCUUGUCAGAGAUCUUGUAAAGGAAUUGUCAGAUGAGAUUGAAGAUUAUACACAUCGCUUCAACACUGAAGACCAGCUAGAGUGGAAUCUUGUAUUACAAGAGGUGGCUGCUUUUGUUGAGGCCGAUCCUGCAAUUGUGUUAAAUGAUGACAAUAGCAUUGUGGUAACCUCCAAUCGUCUGGCAGAAGGAGUCGUCCCACCGCUGGAACAGGGGAUGGUAGCUGGCCAGUUGGCAUUAGCAGAUGCAUUAAUUAUUGGAAACUGCAGCAGUCAGGUUAAGUUCAGUGAAUUAACUAUUGACAUGUUCAGAAUGCUGCAGGCCCUGGAACGAGAACCUAUUAAUUUGACUUCGCAGUUAGGCAAGACUGGAGCGCAGGAGCCAACAGAAAAACCAUCAAAACGAGAAAAUCCACAUAAAUAUUUACUGUACAAGCCAACAUUCAGUCAACUUUAUACAUUCCUUUCUGCAUCAUUUAAGGAGCUGCCUGGAAACAGUGUCCUGCUGGUGUACCUGUCUGCUACUGGUGUGUUUCCCACAGGUCGUUGUGAUUAUGAAGGUCCAUAUGACUUUGGAGGAGUACUCACCAACAAUAAUCGUGACACAGGAAACAUGGAAGUAAUACAGAAACGCAGCAAUUCGUUUAAAGAAAUGCACUGUCUUCAUCCUGGUGACUUUUUCCCUUUUACACGGAAACCAUUGUUUCUAAUUGUAGACUCUUCAAAUAGUAUAGCAUAUAAGAAUUUUAUCAACUUGUUUGGUCAGCCUUUAGUUUGUCUACUUUCUCCAACAGCAUAUCCCAAAGGUUUACAAGAUCAAACUCAACGAGGCAGUCUUUUCACCCUUUUUCUCUAUAAUCCUUUGAUGGCAUUUCUCUUUAUGUGCCGACUCACGAGCAUGAGAAAAGGGUUGUGGGAUAAAUGUCAGGAAUACCUUCUUAAGAUUUAUAGAGACAUAGCUCACCUGCUGACUAAAUCACGAACCGUGGAUCAGGCAUUUCUUCAGUUCUUCGGCGAUGAUUUUCUUCGAUUGCUGUUGACCCGCUUUGUUCUCUGCUCUGCAACCAUGAGACUGCACAAAAUGUUUAGGGAAACUCGUAAUUACCCGGAAACAUACCCACAGUUACAGAAAGAAGAUAGUGUGGAGAAUCCUGUUCUCCAGAAUCACAUUCUAGAACUGGCUUCCAUUUUGGAUGUUCGAAACCUUUUCCUGGAAAAGACCACUGAUGAAUAUUAGAAGAUCAAGAAAAUUAACAUUUUACUUUGAAGCUAAUGCUUCUGAAGACUAUUUCCUUUGCAUUUGUGUGUAAGAAUACUGAAGCACUUCAUUUUCAAACAUAAGUCUUUUUGGUCAAGAAAUUUUGCAGAAUCUCUGAUCUGCAGAAUGUUGUUGUUUCAGUAGUUGAUGCUUGUCCCAUAGUCAAAGUGUAGUAACAGUGUUGUGAUUAAAACAUUAACAUGGCAGGACACAAGUAAAAAGAUGAUUUAUAAACAAGUAGCUAAAAGGGCAUUAACAACUAAAGCAAUAGAAGCUUUUUGACUCGUUCUGUGUCACAGUGGAACACCCAGAUGUUAAGGGUGUCAUUUUAAGAGUUUUAUAAAUUAUCACUUGGCAGCAAAUAUGUAUAAAAAUAUAUCUAUAUAUGAUAUGAAAAUAUUGCCCUUGACAUUGUGCUCCAUUUUGUGUAUUCUAGUUAAUCAUGUGUACUAGGUUUGGACUUAUUAGUUCAUCCCUUUGAUAUUUGGUUUAUAUAAUUAUUGGGAUCAGCACACCAACUGUGUUUUACUGCAAUUUGACAAAAUGUGGCCUGGAGCACGGAGUGGGUGACAGUGCACUGAGAUUAUUAAGCAUGUUCUGUUGAUGUGAGUGAACUAUUGCUACCAGAAGACAUUCAAAACCAAAUCCUGAAAGUAAGUUUGUGUCUGCAUCCAGAUUUUCUUUUAUAAUGGAAUCAUUAUAAAAUGCAGUGGCAUGUUAGGUGAUCUCUUACAAUGUGGUCUGAUUUAAUUCACUUCUUUUCUUUGUAUGCCUAGAAAAUAACUGUUUACAUUUGCAGCUAAGUAUCAUUUUAAGGAAAUAAAUUUAAUAGACUUAAUUUAAAUAUUCCCCACUUGUUUCUUUGAAAGAGUAACUGUUUUAGUUGUAAGUUUACAAGCAGCUAUAACUUAAUGUUGUUGUGCCCCUAAAAGACUCGUAGAAAUUAGAAGCUGAAAAGUGUGUUGUGUUCUCAACACAGUAACUGUAAGUGUUCAUAUAGCUUAUGGUUAGUAUUGCGAUACAUAACUGACUUUUCUUUUAGCCAUAUGACGCUGCUACAUUUUUAUACAUACAUACUUGAAUUAAGCAAGGUUUUUUGUGUAGGUGCUUUGACAUUCAUGUUUGCCAAAUAUACUUUGUAUUUUACAUUAUGUAAAGGAAUAAGUCUUUCCUGCAUUAGAUUUUGAUUUGGCUAUGACAAAAAACAAGACUAUAAAAGAUGCUUUUUUUAAUGCUUGUGACCACAUAUUUUGCAUUGUGUUAGCUCAUAUUUCCUUUAGUUAUCAUUAUCUUCUGUUUGCAAGCAAUUUUGAACUUCUGUGAAAUUUUUCUGAUAUGAAGAUUUAGUGACUAUCAAAUCAUUAUGUAGAUCUGGUUUAAUAUGUUAUUGGUCUGAUAUUCUGUCACUUGAAUUUGUCUUGUUAAAGUCUAAAUGUAUUUUGGCUAAAUAUAAUUUUGAAAUAAGCAAAACAAGAAGGCAGCUUAAUUAGAAUUCUUACUGGCCAAAUGACACAGGAGGACAUUGUGGUAUUGACAAUGCUUCCUGCUUCCAAAGUUCGAAAAGUGGCCAAUAAUUAACUUGUAAAUAAUUGCAACAAGAAUUAUUGUUUAAAUUUUUUUUAAGAGAAUUUUUUUGUGAAUCAUGUUGUAUUUACCUGGUGCACUCUGACUCCUGAGCUGCACUUUAUUCACAUGUGCAUGUAUUUGAUUUAAAUGUGAUCUUUUGCUACUAUCUUGAAGCAAAAAAAAAUGCAAGAUGAAAGAGUUCUAUACUUUUAGUGAUAUUUAAAGAUAAACAGAUGGCACACACUGGAGAAAAUGUUCUCACUGUCUGAAUAUUAUUUGUCUUGUGAUUAGUUUAACUGUUGUACAUUUUAGUUUCUAUCGUGUGUUUGUAAUAAAUGUGUAUUACUCAAUGCUCUUAUCAAUGAGACACAAUAAAAAGAAAU